CCGAUCACUUUGUCUGGCCGACCGUCGCUUCUCCCUCCGCACUCUCCUCCUUGUCGUCGACGGGACCCUGUUCUGACCUUCUUUUCUAUUUUUUUUCCCUAUCACUUUUAGUACUUUGUGACUGGUAGAGGUUCGAGACUCCGAACCGCCAGUCCGGACUGUCCCCUCGCAUCGAAACCCCGCAGUCGCUUGGCCGAUCCGAUAGCAAAGUAAGAAGCGAACGCAAUAUAUCCUCAGUCUGACUCUUUCCCGAAACCUGAUCUCCGGUACUGCUGCUCCUCCGGAAUGGCCACCCAACCCCAGCCGGGCCAGAAACCCAAAGUCCAACCAUGCCGGUACAAGACCGGAAAGACCCUCGGAGCGGGCUCCUACUCGGUCGUGAAGGAAUGUGUACACAUUGACACCGGUCAAUACUACGCCGCGAAGGUGAUAAAUAAGCGACUGAUGGCUGGACGUGAACAUAUGGUUCGGAAUGAGAUCGCAAUCCUGAAGAAAGUUUCAAUGGGCCACCAGAAUAUCCUGACCCUGGUUGAUUACUUCGAGACGAUGAAUAACUUAUACCUUGUCACGGAUCUUGCAUUGGGCGGGGAGCUAUUUGAUCGUAUUUGUCGCAAGGGAAGCUACUAUGAAUCUGAUGCUGCUGACCUUAUUCGCGCUAUCCUGUCUGCUGUCGCAUAUCUGCAUGACCAUGGCAUUGUACAUCGCGAUCUAAAGCCGGAGAACCUGCUUUUCCGCACCCCCGAGGAUAACGCAGACUUGUUAAUCGCGGACUUUGGUCUAUCGCGAAUCAUGGACGAGGAACAAUUGCACGUCCUCACCACGACAUGCGGUACUCCGGGAUACAUGGCCCCCGAGAUCUUCAAGAAGAGCGGCCACGGAAAGCCUGUCGACAUCUGGGCUGUUGGGGUAAUCACCUAUUUCAUGCUCUGCGGAUACACUCCUUUCGACCGCGACUCCAAUCUCGAAGAGAUGCAGGCCAUUCUCGAGGCUUCAUAUUCAUUCACGCCCGUGGAGUAUUGGCGCGGCGUAUCUGUUGAAGCCCGAGAAUUCAUCAAAGCCUGUUUAACAGUCAACCCACAAGCCCGUCUAACAGCCCACCAAGCCUUGCAACACCCCUGGGUGAACCCGCCAUACGACCCACAGGCUCAGAACGAGGCCCAAGAUCUUCUACCAACUGUCAAGAAGAACUUCAACGCCCGCCGCACCCUCCACAAAGCAAUCGACACCGUCCGCGCCAUCAACAAACUGCGCGAAAACGGUGGCCUCAUGAUGGACGGCAUGAUGAGCGUCGACCCCAAGCCCGAGCAGGUUAACGGGAGCGAAGUCACAGAGGAUCGAUCAUCAUCCAACACCCCACAGGGUGGCGGAAGCGGCGACCAGAUGGAAAUAGACAGCCGUGGCAAUGCCCGCGGCCAAACAGACCACCAGAUCCGAGAACAAGAACGAAAAGUCAAGGCUACCGUUGCUGGGCUAUGGAGUAAAACCGCCAACCGAGGUGGACAGUUUACGCCGCGUCGAUGAUUAUAACACGAGGAGAAAUGCCUGCAUAUGGAAUAGAAUAGCGAUACCCUUACCCUCUUAUAAACCCUUUCUGUCUAUCUAUCUGUUGGAUGAUGAUAUCUUUUUCUCCCCCGCGCGCUCGUUAUAAGCUGCACUGCCGUUCAUUUUAGCUCUGGCUUUUCUCGGUUGUGCAUUUAUUGGUGAUAUAUGAUUGUUGUUUGGUCUUGUUCAUCAUACUGGUUGUGAAUAACCUUACGGGCUAAACAUGACCACUUCGGGAUAUCGACUUAUCACUUAUCUACUUAUUGUAUUGCUUGGUAUAUACCUAGCAUGGCUCUGAUAUAUAUAUAUAUGGAUUUGUUCGAUGAUGUUAAAACAGAUCUAGGAGUUUCUUAUAAAUAUACUUGGCAUAUUUAUUUAUAUAACACUCUAGCACCUGCCACU
Aspergillus versicolor CBS 583.65 is the source of this 1944-nucleotide messenger RNA. RefSeq names its product serine/threonine-protein kinase. Gene Ontology annotation, biological process: protein phosphorylation; cellular response to oxidative stress. Bases 286 to 1521 code for a protein of 411 amino acids. Gene Ontology annotation, molecular function: calmodulin binding; calcium/calmodulin-dependent protein kinase activity; ATP binding. NCBI's taxonomy places the organism in Eukaryota, Fungi, Ascomycota, Eurotiomycetes, Eurotiales, Aspergillaceae. The record is from RefSeq and is a predicted model, not a curated record. The transcript is spliced from 5 exons.